This is a messenger RNA of Asparagus officinalis (garden asparagus), 1834 nucleotides long. RefSeq names its product cleavage stimulating factor 64-like. Gene Ontology annotation, molecular function: mRNA binding. The transcript is spliced from 9 exons. Lineage: Eukaryota; Viridiplantae; Streptophyta; Magnoliopsida; Asparagales; Asparagaceae. The coding region runs from base 218 to 1564 and encodes 448 amino acids. The record is from RefSeq and is a predicted model, not a curated record. Gene Ontology annotation, cellular component: mRNA cleavage and polyadenylation specificity factor complex. Gene Ontology annotation, biological process: mRNA 3'-end processing.
UCACUCCUCUCUCUCUCUCUCUUUCUAAAAUCUAAACCUAGAUUCUCUACAAUUACCAAAUCUCACGCCUAUUUAAAACUAGAGAUUCACUCGCUUAAUAAAAACCGCGCCUCUCUCUCUCUCUCUCUCUCUCUCUCUAUUUAAUCCCCAAUCAUACAGAUUCCAAUUAACUGCUCGAUUCUCGCUUGUCCAAACCUCAUACUUCUUGAUUUUUGAUAUGGCUUCACAGCACCGCUGUGUCUUCGUUGGGAAUAUACCUUAUGAUGCUACUGAGGAGCAGCUGAUCCAGAUUUGUGAAGAAGUGGGGCCUGUGGUGUCAUUUAGGUUAGUGCUUGAUAGAGAAACUGGUAAACCCAAAGGUUAUGGAUUUUGUGAGUACAGAGAUGAAGAAACUGCUCUGAGUGCACGUCGCAAUCUCCAGGGUUACGAGAUAAAUGGCCGUCAGCUAAGAGUUGACUUUGCUGAAAAUGAUAAGGGCACAGAUCGAAACAGAGAACAGGUUAAAGGACGUGGUGGACCAGGGUCCUCUGUCCAUCAACCAAUAGGUCAUCCAUUAGCAGCUGCUGCUGCAUCUUCCAUGGCUAGAGCACUAAGUGGAACGCAGACUAGCAAAUCUCCCUUAAUGCAGAAUGGUAUGCAAAAUCUCCUUGCUCCAGGAAAUGAUUCAUUGACUCAGUAUCUGGCUAAAAUGUCGAGACAACAUCUAACUGAAAUAAUGUCUGAAAUGAAGGCUUUGGCUCAACAAAAUAAUCCUCUGGUUCAGCGGGUUCUGCGAGAAUGUCCACAGUUAGCGAAGGCUCUUUUUCAGGCGCAAAUAAUGCUUGGUAUGGUGACACCAGAGAUGAUGCAGAUGGCAAGCUCAGCUCAUAGGCCUGCACUUAAAAGUGGCAUGCCUAGUCAAAAUGCAUUAAUUCCACUUCAAUCGCUUCCUGUUCAACCUCCAUUUCAGCAAACUUUGCCACCACAACCCCAAACGCUCCUACAAGGAACUGUACCAGGCAAGUCUGCAAUUACAGUUCAGCCCCAAAGUUUUGGCGGACUCCCAAGUCAACCAGAGCUUCCCCCUUUACCGACUUCCAAGAAUUUGAUAUCCCAAGUUCAACCUUCUGUUCUUCAGCAGACUUUGCCGCCUCAUCUGGCAUCACAAGGUGCUUCAUCAAAAUACCCGUUGUUGUCAAAUGGGCUGAAUUCCCUUCCAAAUGAAACGGGAACAUAUGCUGCUGGCUUUCACGAUUUAAAUCGAGUUUCACAUACAAGUGAGACUGGUGACAGAUUAGAAGGGAUGAACCAUCCAUCAAAGAGGCCUAGAAUAGAAGAUGGAAGUGGUUCCCGUCUUAUGGUUACUCAUACCUUUGCCACCAGCAGUUCUGUUCCGGUUCAACCAGUUGUUACUGGCUCAGUACCUGGGACCCAAAUGACCAAUGCUCAGCUUCCACCAGAACUAGAAUCGGCUCUUCUUCAGCAAGUGAUGAAUCUAACUCCAGAGCAAUUAAGUUCACUACCACUAGAGCAACAACAGCAAGUACGUCAGCUCCAGCAGAUGCUAGCGAAGCAAAAUUUGUAGUUGUAUAGGCAGUUAUCUUCAAACCACCCAAUCCACAAUACACAUGGACAGAUGCACAGAGAAGCUUCAAUAAUUAUGUACCUUUUGGUCUCUUGUAAUUCUUUUGUCCUUCCAUAUUUUUGCCAUAAUGCAAGGUUUUGAAUUCUUGCAUCCAUGUAACAUUACACAAUGUUUAUAAAAAGAAAAGUUCCUUCCACGUCUCUCAUUACUUUUCUCUUGUAUCUUUUUUCUUGUAGUUUAUAUCCCAUGGUGUAAACUGGUAAUCUGGAG